Messenger RNA from Labeo rohita (rohu), 1370 nucleotides. RefSeq names its product mucin-3A. The record is from RefSeq and is a predicted model, not a curated record. The transcript has 5 exons. The coding region runs from base 196 to 1302 and encodes 368 amino acids. Lineage: Eukaryota; Metazoa; Chordata; Actinopteri; Cypriniformes; Cyprinidae.
GAACUGUUGUUAAGCAUCUAGAUAUUUGCAUAGCAGCUUUCCAAAAUGGGAAAAUUCUCACCCGACAGCAAUCUGCUUUAAAUGCACUGUGAUCAAUGAAGAGGGGACCUUCAGUUUUGUGGCAAAGCAUCUUCACUCCAUGAUGAUAAUUCUCAUCGCAUUUAUCGUGUUCUCAUCUGGUGUGAUUUGGUGAGCAUGCAGGAUACCAUGGGGCGUAAUGCAGCAUUCCUGCUCUUCUGGGGAAUUCUGAAUUCUUACUUCCCUCCGGACUGCUGCCAAACUGACUCUACCUAUAAUCCUAGUUCUUCUCCAAAUCUUUACAUGACUGUUUCUCAAAGCACUGCAACUCCAACAAUGGAGCCCCCAAACAACACAUAUGGAAUCAGUUCAACAGGAAGCGCUAAAACAGCUAGCCUGGACACAUCUGAGACAUCUGAGACAUCUACACACACUUUGAGUCAUAUGGAUGAUCCCAUUACAACCACUGGUUUCAAUUCCCAGGAUGAUACAGACCAAACCUCAGACAGCAAUAUAUCCAGUUCUUGGACCACUGGAACAUUAACUGAUACCCAAAAUCCUGAGCCAACAACUGAAACCUCAACCAGCAGAAGUGUCAUAGAGCAGACGACAUUUUCUGAAUCGACAACGACUGCCUGUACCACAACUCCAGACUCGAGUUCGGCUAUCCUAACAAAAACCUCAGAACCAAAUCGCUCCAUAACGCAAAGUACAACCGAGUCUUACCCCACCAUUCACCGUUCACAAACACCUGUAACUGUUUUUAGAGCGUCAACAUCUAUAACGACACCAACGCUGGGAACAGUUUCAAGACAAGCAGUGACACCUGAUUCAAAGUCCACAUCUAUGAACUCUCCCUCAAUGUUUCCAAUCACUCAGGAAAACCAACAAACUACAACCAACACCUCCUUAAACCAGUUUUCUCCACCAUCUCCUCUCACAGCCAUAAGAAAUGACUCUCAGCCCGUCACCACUCCAUUAGCUUAUGAACACGGUGGCUCAACUUGGGGGAUAUCAGCUCAAACAGCGCUAAACAGGUCUGACUCAGAAGGCAUCACAGACACCUGGUCAAACAACAUAACCUCAAUAGCAGCAGGUCUAAAAAACCCACCAUUAUCAAACAACACCAGUAGAGAGGGAAAUGCAGAUAAUUCUGUGAAGUCAGUGAAAAGCACCAUUGUAUUUGUCUUCAGCACUCCAAAAGCACCUGUGUUUAAAACAAUCACCUUUAAUCACCCAUUGGUUAAUCAAGUCACAGUCAUAAACACAGUUUCAGGACCAUGAAGCAUUUAUAUAAAAUUACUUAAAAGCGAAGUGUGCAAAGCGUUCAGACAGCUUUUUUUUUUUUUUUU